CUAAAUCCUUAUCUCAUCAUACAACCCGCGUCCACCCUAACCCCACCCAUAUCUCCCCAUUAAUACAUCUCUAUAAAUCCAUCUUUUAAUACAUCCUCCUCAUUUCAUCACCACUCUAAACUCAUCUCUUCUUCUUCCCCAAUUCAAACCAAAUCAAUAUCUUAAUCAUGGGCUCAUCUACUAGUAUGAUAUUUUCUGUUAAGGCGCUGUUGAUUUCAACUGGCGUUGUGUCUAUAGCCUUGUUUUUAAAACUAUCUCUUCCGGUUCUUAUAGAUGAAAUCCCUGUCGUUUGGUCCUCGAUUCUCUCGUGGCUUCAGCCUCCUUAUUUGUACUUUGUUCUUAACGCUAUUAUCAUCAUCAUUGCCGCUUCAUCGAAGUUUCACACAAAGAUCGAUGACUCCGAUCAUCAACACCAGAAUCAAAUUAAAGUGCCGUUACCGUCUCCGGUCCCUAUGGAUCUGCCGGCUGUUUAUGCUCAAAAUGAGGUCUAUCACAAAAUCGAAGCUGAUGAUGAUAUUUAUCGCAAAAUUGAGGAACCGGAGGAGGCGUAUCGGAAGAUUGAGGAUCCUGUGGAGGAAUUGAAGCCGGUGGUGGAGAUUAAACCGGAAGCUGUGGCGGAGAAGGGCGAGGAUAAUGAGUUUGUGAUAUCGAGGUCCACGUGGACGCCGCCGCGGAAGGUGGAGAAUGAGGAGUUUCGAAUUCCGGCGAAGGAGAAACCUCUGGUUUUGUCCAGGUUUAGCAACCGGAAGCCUGCAAAAGCUAGUCCUGAAGGUGGAAAGAGGGCGCUGAGGGUGGCGAAGCCGAAGCGGCAAGAGACGUUGGAGAGCACCUGGAAAGCCAUAACGGACGGGCGUCACGUGCCACUCACGAGGCACCUCAAGAAGUCCGAUACAUUUGAGAAUCACAACAGCCACGUGGCAGCCGAUUCGCCCACGUGUUCUCCGCGGCGCGUGAUCAAAUCGGAGACGUUUAGAGAUCGGACGAAUUACGAUUCGCCGUCGCCGGUGUCGGGAGGGAAGCUGAGGAAGGAAGCGUCGCCGAGUCAGGACGAGUUGAACCGGCGAGUGGAAGCGUUUAUCAACAAGUUUAACCAGGAAAUGAGGCUGCAGAGACAGGAGUCUCUCAACCAGUACAUGGAGAUGGUUAAUCGAGGGUCACAUUAGAAAUUUUAUUUUAAUUUUUAAAAUUCACAUUUCGUAUUGAAUUAUAACUUUAAAUGUUGCUAUUAUGUAUACUCGCAUAUUGGUUUUUGUUUUUUGGACCUGGUUGUGGUCUUUGAAAGAAGGCUCUCAAGAGGGAGUUGCAAAGUUUGAAUUUUUUGGUUUGAUUAUUGGUUUAUGAAAAGUUGUGGUUAUAGAAUAGGAAGGAGGAUAUGAUGGGGUUUGUGAAACUAGAGCCACCCCACUUGAAUUUAUUUGUAUAAAUCUGAAAAGUGGUCCUCAAGGAAGACCAUUUUUUUUGUUUAUGGAAUAAUGGUUGCAAAAUGGACCAAAGAGUUGUGGAA
This is a messenger RNA of Daucus carota subsp. sativus, 1504 nucleotides long. RefSeq lists its product as uncharacterized. The transcript is spliced from 2 exons. Lineage: Eukaryota; Viridiplantae; Streptophyta; Magnoliopsida; Apiales; Apiaceae. The record is from RefSeq and is a predicted model, not a curated record. The coding region runs from base 168 to 1163 and encodes 331 amino acids.